AUGAAUCACACAGCACUUGCAAGUAAAGGGACAGCACUCCUCUCUGAGCUGUAGGACACUGCAGUCUCUGCUUGUCUGGCACCUUUAAUACCAGCUGCCACUUGCAAUUACUUAAUCUGUAUUAUAUUUCCAUUGCUUGAGUUGUUACUCUUCUUUGAAGCACACAAUGCUCAGGGUCUGAGUCACAAAAUCUUUAAUAAAUAUAUACAUAUACAUAUAUUAUAUAUAUGUAUAUAAUAUGCAUAUUUUGUUUAGACAAACAUAUUAUUCUAGUUAAAUUUAUUUGAACUCACAGCUCUGAGAUCUGAGAAACCUGUAUGGGAUGGUUCCGUAUAGCUAAUUCAUCCCUUUUUAGAGUUCCCUGGACAUUUUUGGAAGAAGCUCAUUCUGUGCAAGCCCUGUUGCACACACAGUCAAGCAUGGAUUCAUUUCAGUAUAACACUUCUUCAGAAAAUUCUACAGAUCUAACUCCCUUUUGCAGGAAUGCAUCCUGCGCUUUCCUCUUCCAGCAGCCGGCUUGGCAAAUAACUCUCUGGGCUAUAGCAUAUUCUAUAAUAGUGAUUAUAUCUAUAGUUGGGAAUAUUAUUGUCAUGUGGAUCAUUUUAGCGCACAAAAGGAUGAGGACUGUAACCAACUACUUUCUGGUCAACUUAGCGUUUGCUGAAGCGUCAAUGUCCACCUUCAACACAGUAAUUAAUUUCACCUAUGCUGUCCACAACCAGUGGUACUAUGGACUUAUCUUCUGCAAGUUCCACAACUUCUUCCCAAUUUCAGCAGUGUUUGCCAGCAUUUAUUCCAUGACAGCUAUAGCCUUGGACAGGUAUAUGGCUAUCAUUCAUCCACUGAAGCCACGGCUGUCUGCAACCGCCACUAAAAUAGUUAUUGGUGUUAUCUGGUUUCUUGCCUUCUCCUUGGCAUUUCCUCUUGGCUACUACGCAAUGGCAGAGAAAGUGGAGGAUCGGGAACUGUGCUACGUGGAUUGGCCAGGCUAUGAUUUAAACCAGAAAUAUGAAAAAAUGUACCAAGUGUCUGUCUUUUGUCUUAUCUACUUCUUGCCACUCCUUGUGAUAGGAUGUGCAUAUACCUUCAUUGGCAUGACCCUGUGGGCCAGUGAAAUACCUGGGGACUCAUCAGACAGAUAUCACGAGCAAGUGUUGGCCAAGCGCAAGGUGGUAAAAAUGAUGAUUGUUGUAGUUUGCACAUUUGCUGUUUGCUGGCUGCCCUACCACAUCUAUUUCCUGCUGCAGAUUUUCGUACCACAUAGUAAGAACCCAAAGAUGUUUCAACAGCUGUACCUGGCAAUCAUGUGGCUUGCUAUGAGCUCCACUAUGUAUAACCCCAUUAUUUAUUGUUGUCUGAAUGAUAGGUUCCGCAUCGGGUUUAAGCAUGUUUUUCGAUGGUGCCCAUUUAUCCGAUCGGGUGAGUAUGAAGGGCUGAAAAUGAGAUCCACACGCUAUCUUCAAACCCAGAGCAGCAUGUACAAAAUCAGUCGCAUUGAAACCACUGUAUCAUCUGUCUUAAGUGCCAACGAUGAGGAUGCAGAGGAGAAUGGGAAGAGUACAAAACGAUUGUCCUUGGACCUCACCUCCAACGGUUCUUCCCGCAGUGUUUGUAAGACUAUGUCCGACUCAUCCAGUUUCUACUCUAGUAACCUGUCAUAAACAGGUCACUUUUGUCAAGAUUAUCCCGGGUGACCUUGUGAGGUUUGAGAUUUCUUGGCUGCUUAACCCUUAAACGGGCUGAUCAUUCCUAAUUGGUUUUCCCUUCUCUGGGCUAUAUUGUAGCAAAUAGUCUGUUUACAACUCAAAAUAUUUUCUGUAAUCCAUAGGCAAUUAAUGUGAGAUGGUUAAUUAUUAUUUAAUCAUUAAUACUUAUGAGCGUUCAGAGAGUGGCUGCCAUUUUCUGUUUGUUAGCCAAAUAAUGGCACCCUCUUAAAACACAAAUGACUAUCACUCCUUCAAUGGAUAUGUGGCCCUUGUCAUAAAAUACUUAAUCUAAGCAUUGGUCAUUGCUUCAGAAAGAAGAUUAAUGUUGUUGCUUUUUAAAUAUUGUAGAGGAAAUACUUUAUUCUAUUAUAUAAAACUAUACAGUGAAGCCACUAAGCCAUUUAGGAACAAUCCCUUAAUCAAAUAAACAUAUGAGAACACAAUACAAAAUUAAUAUUAACACAAAAAAAAAAAAUUAUUAAAAAAAAAGAAAAUAUCAAUUGUUCCUAAAAAAAAAAUCCCUCACAGCAGUGGCAUUUUUUAUUUAUUUAAUUGUGAAACCAAAGCAAUGCCAUCUUUUCUAUAGACACUACUUUUGAAAUAGAAGGUGAAUAUAUUGUCAGGGUUCGAUUUAUGUGCUAUAAUUGGAAAAAAAAAAGAAA
Messenger RNA from Bombina bombina (fire-bellied toad), 2368 nucleotides. RefSeq names its product tachykinin receptor 1 (gene TACR1). The coding region runs from base 318 to 1661 and encodes 447 amino acids. Gene Ontology annotation, biological process: positive regulation of flagellated sperm motility; G protein-coupled receptor signaling pathway. Gene Ontology annotation, molecular function: substance P receptor activity. The record is from RefSeq and is a predicted model, not a curated record. The transcript is spliced from 5 exons. NCBI's taxonomy places the organism in Eukaryota, Metazoa, Chordata, Amphibia, Anura, Bombinatoridae. Gene Ontology annotation, cellular component: sperm midpiece; plasma membrane.